Molecule: messenger RNA, 984 nt
Organism: Adineta ricciae
Lineage: Eukaryota; Metazoa; Rotifera; Eurotatoria; Adinetida; Adinetidae
Source: the annotation of a GenBank genome assembly
AUGUCAAACGUACCUAUGGAUUAUAUUGCUUCGCUUGCUUCUGCACGAUCGAAAUUUGCUCUUUAUUUUUCAAUUCCAAUUUGUUUUGUUUGUAUUUUAAGUGAAUGUUUUAGUCUGUCUGUUUUUCUCAGUUUAAAGACAUUUCGACAAAAUUCUGCUUCAGCUUAUUUAAUGUUUACGACAUUAUUCAAUCUGAUUCGAUUAUUAUUUGCCACAUCAUUUAUCUGUAUAUCUAUGGCUUUUUCAAUGAAUUUUACAUCGAUUUCAUUUCUCUAUUGUCGAAUAAGAGGCUUUCUUGUUGCGACAUGUAAUAUAUCAGCUUUAUUAUGUUUAUCUUUAGCAGUAAUUGAUCAAUAUUUAGCCACAUGUUUUCGUCCACAGUGGCGACAAUAUUCAAAUAUACGAGUUGCUCGUCGUGCAAUAAUAAUAAUCACAUUAGUUUCAGUAUGUCAUGGAUUACUUUAUUUUAUUUAUUUCAAUCAAUUAUCAUCAAUAAACCCGUCAGUUUGUAUGGCAACAAAUUCAAUAUUCUAUCAAUAUCAUGUUUAUGGACUUUCCAUAGUAUAUGGAAACCUUUUCCCAUUAAUUGCUGUAAUUUUUGGUUUCUUAGCAUAUCGAAAUGCGCGAAGUUUAUUAACACGAACGAAUCCAAUUAUUCGGCGUGAAUUAGAUAAACAAUUAACAUCAAUGGUUCUUCUAGAAAUUGGUAUUUAUGCUUGUACUUAUACACCAUAUUCAAUAAUAAAUGCAAUUUCAGCGUUAAAUACCAAUCGUGAACCAGUAUAUCUUGCUCAAUUGAGCUUGAUCAAUGCAAUUGCAUUAUCAAUUAGUUUUCUAAGCAAUGGAAAUUCAUUUUAUACUUAUAAUUUUGCCUCGAAAAGAUUUCGUCGACAAACAAAAUAUGUUUUCUAUGAUGUGUUUAUGAAUAAAUGUCGACGGAAUCGAAUUAUUCCAAUUAAUAUAGAAAAUCCAGUAGAGAUUUAA